This is a messenger RNA of Vanderwaltozyma polyspora DSM 70294, 1086 nucleotides long. RefSeq names its product Spc42p (gene SPC42). The transcript has a single exon. The record is from RefSeq and is a predicted model, not a curated record. NCBI's taxonomy places the organism in Eukaryota, Fungi, Ascomycota, Saccharomycetes, Saccharomycetales, Saccharomycetaceae. The coding region runs from base 1 to 1086 and encodes 361 amino acids.
AUGAAUAUAUCACCUACACCUAAAAGAUACAGCUCUGCUAGGUCUAAUAGAAAUGAAAAUAAUAUCCCUUCAAUGUAUUCAGAUCCAUUAUAUAAUGAUAAUAUGAAUCAAGGUGGUGGCAUUGGACAUCUUGGUGGUCCAAGAAAUAUAGGCAACGUUCCUACUGAAAAGAUAGUACCAGAGGAGUAUCGUUUGAACUCACAGAUGAUCAACAGAUUGAUUAAGCAAAAUAAAGAAUUGAACAAUAAACUAAAUUCAAAACAAGAUGAAAUAAAUAGACUGAAUUCAUUAGUGGGUUCUCUAAGGGCAAAGUUGAUUAAGUAUACGGAAUUAAAUAAAAAAUUGAAUUCUGAUCUACAAAAUUUUCAAAACAGCGAGAUAAUUAAUAAUAGUAUUACAGAAGAUGUAAAUGAUUAUAUACAGGUACCCAAAAAACGAUCAGUUACUUUAGGCACGUCUCCUGAUUCAAUGUCGACUCCAACAAUUUUAAAAAAUUCACAUCCUGUUGAUGAAAAAAUAAAUAAAUUAAAUGAUAAACUGGACAAAUUAACAAACUUGGUACUGGAGGAGAAAUCUUCUCAAUCUACCACUUCUAAUAAAUCCACAACACCUCCUGUAACAUCACAGCCUAAUUUAUUCUUCAGUAAAGGUCCUUCCGAUGAAGAUAUUAUGGUUAAAGAAAGUGUAGAAUUGAAAAAUCUGGAAGACCAAAUAGAUUCUCUAAAGAGAAAAUUAUUGAUAAAAAGGGAAAACGAAUUAAGAAAAAUAUCCCUAAAUCAAGAACUACUGGAAUUAAUGGAUAAAUUAAACUUACAAAAUCCAUCUAAUGCCCAACAAAAUUUCAAUAAUUUUGAUAUUUCUCCUCCACUAUCGAGAUCUAAUAAUGAAUCCCCAGAGUAUUGUCUAGAGUGUCAUAACAGACACACGAGUCAUAGUCAAAGCCAUAACAAUCACAAUAUCUCAAAUAAGCAACAAAAUAGCCAAUAUCAUCAUCAGCACCAAAAAGAAAGUUAUUUAAAGAAGCCAGAUCUUCCAAUAUCUAAUCCGUUGGAUACUCCGACACCUUUAAAUAAACGCCCAACUUAG